Messenger RNA from Prunus mume (Japanese apricot), 1107 nucleotides. RefSeq names its product importin subunit alpha-4-like. Lineage: Eukaryota; Viridiplantae; Streptophyta; Magnoliopsida; Rosales; Rosaceae. The record is from RefSeq and is a predicted model, not a curated record. Gene Ontology annotation, molecular function: nuclear import signal receptor activity; protein binding. Gene Ontology annotation, biological process: protein import into nucleus.
AUGUCUCUUCGCCCGAGCACAACCACCGUUGUGCGCAAGAAAUCGUACAAGACUGGAGUGGAGAUCAGGAAGAACAAGCGCGAGGACAAUUUGCUCAAGAAGAGAAGGGAAGGCUUGGCUCCGUCCCAGCAGCAACUGCUUGAUGGCACCCAAACCACCGUCGUUUUCCAGAAGACGGUAGUAUGGGCUCUAGGAAAUGUUGCUGGUGAUUCUCCUAGUUGCAGGGAUCUUGUUCUUGGACAAGGUGCACUAAUGCCACUGCUAGCUCAAUUAAAUGAACAUUCCAAGUUAUCCAUGGUGGGGAAUGCUACGUGGACUUUAUCAAACUUUUGUCGUGGCAAGCCAGCAACACCAUUUGAUCAGGUGAAGCCUGACUUACCAAUUCUUCGACAACUUAUUUACUUAAAUGAUGAAGAAGUCUUGACAGACGCUUGCUGGGCCCUAUCGUAUCUCUCAGAUGGUCCAAAUGACAAAAUUCAGGCUGUGAUUGAAGCAGGCGUCUGCCAGCGACUUGUGGACCUUCUGAUACACCUGGCUUCCAGAGGUUGUAUUAAACCGCUCUGUGAUCUUCUAAUCUGCCCAGAUCCAAGGAUUAUAACUGUAUGCCUUGAAGGUCCUGAGAACAUUCUGAAGGUGGGUGAGGCAGACAAAGAAAUGGGAAUGAAUGACGGGAUCAAUCUUUAUGCACAACUGGUCGAUGAAUGUGAAGGUUUGGAUAAGAUUGAUAAUCUGCAGACACAUGAUAACAGUGAGAUUUAUGAGAAGGCUGUGAAGAUCUUGGAGAGAGAUUGGGCUGAGGAAGAACUUGAUUACAAUUAUACACAUGACAUUAAUGUGAAAGUGCAUGAAGGAUUCCAAAGACAGUUUGAUGAAGAAUAUAAAAAGAAUGUUGUCAUAACUCAAGGACAAACAUACACUGUGCGACUUGUACAUUUCAAGAACCCAAUUGAUGAGCUAUAUGAGAGGUUGGAAAGAAAAAAUAGCCAGCGUGUUGUGCUCCCUGAAGUUAGAUAUCUAUCGUCAGUUCGAAUUGAAGAAAUUGGUGAGGCUCCUAUUUUGUGUGGUAAGAUAACACAGGAGUUGGUGAGAAAUUUACAAGAAAUAUAG